Messenger RNA from Nyctereutes procyonoides (raccoon dog), 4356 nucleotides. RefSeq names its product activating transcription factor 7 interacting protein (gene ATF7IP). The record is from RefSeq and is a predicted model, not a curated record. Lineage: Eukaryota; Metazoa; Chordata; Mammalia; Carnivora; Canidae. Bases 410 to 4183 code for a protein of 1257 amino acids. Gene Ontology annotation, biological process: regulation of DNA-templated transcription. The transcript is spliced from 16 exons. Gene Ontology annotation, molecular function: protein binding; transcription coregulator activity. Gene Ontology annotation, cellular component: nucleus; transcription regulator complex.
CUGGCUUGCUGCCUUCUCUGUUUUCUGUGUCCUAGGCAGCUGCAUUGUUUGUUGCAGUAUAUGCAUUAGCUGUUGUCAGUGUUCAGUUUCCUGCAGACUGACAAAGUGGGAGGGGCUUUGUUUGAUACAUAGCUGAGUUUUCACUGUGUGAGUUCUUGAGUGCACAUUGCAGCCAUCUUAAUUACACUUUAGUGCAACUGAGACAGUGCAGCUGUCUCAAAAUGGCUGCUGACCUGGUCUUUGUAGCUGCUUAGGCAGCAACUAUGCCAGUGAGGAGACUUGGCACAUGCAUCAGGACCAGAGAAUAGUUUUGUGAAUGGCAUCUCAGUUCCAGAUGACGUAUUAAAAUGAUCCUUAGAAAUGUAUUGUUCCAGUAGUACAGCCAUGGAGACUUGUUUGCAGAUUCAAAAUGGAUAGUAUAGAAGAACCUCAGAAAAAAGUCUUUAAGGCUCGAAAAACAAUGAGAGUGAGUGAUCGUCAGCAACUUGAAGCAGUGUACAAGGUCAAAGAAGAACUGUUGAAAGCUGAUGUUAAGCUGUUAAAUGGCAACCAUGAAAAUGGAGAUUUGGACCCAACCUCACCUUUGGAAAAUAUGGAUUAUAUUAAUGACAAAGAAGAGGUGAAUGGCAUUGAAGAGCUUUGUUUUGACCCUGAAAAAAGUAAAUCAGAAUGGAAAGAAACGUCCUGUACCUUAAAUGUUAAUGUAAAAAACAAGCAGGAUGAUGAUUUAAAGCAUGAACCUUUGUCUACUAAUAAUAUAGCUCCUGAACUAGUUUGUAAACUGACUGCUGAACCAGCUUCUGAUGAGCCAGCCUCUGUUGAUCUGGCUAUGGGAGAUCCAGAGUCUGGAGAUUCAACCCCUGAAGAUCUGGCUUCUGAAGUAUUAACCUUUGGUGAUCCCACCUCUAGUGAUCUUGCCUCUGGUGAUCCCACCUCUGGCGAUCCCACCUCUGGUGAUAUCACCUCUGGUGAAAUAGUCUCUGGUGAAACAGUUUCCAGUGAGCCAUUCUCUGGUGAAUUGGUGUCUGGUGAAUCAGUCCCUGAUGAAUCAGUCUCUGGUGAACCGAUCUCCAGUGAUCCAGCCUCUGGUGAUUCAGCCUCUGGUGAUCUGUCCUCUGGAGCAUUGGCCUCUGAUGAUCCACCCUCUGGUGAUCUGGCUUCUGGUGACCUAGCCUCUGGUGAUCCAACCUCUGGUGAUCUGGCCUCUGAUGAACCCACUUCUGAUGAACUGACCUCUGAUCCCACCUUUGAGCCAGCUUCUGUACCAGUUUGUGAACCUGUUCCUGAAACUGACAGUACAGAGCUUAGUAGCAAUAAAGGUGAUGAUUUUCUUGAAAAAAAUGGGGAUGAUGAAAAGUUAGACCAAAUUUUCUCAUUGGAUGAGAAAAAUAAAGCUGAUAGUAAUAUUGAUGCUGAUGAAGAAACCCUAGAAACAGAUGAUACAGUUAUUUGUUCAGAUCUACCUCCUGAAAAUGAAAAGAAGGUAAAGGAAGAUGCUGUCACAGAACCUGCUCUUAGAGAGGAGGCUAUCUCCAGCAGUAUGGAAAUUGACCAAAGUGAAAAGAAUGAAGAUGAAAAUUCUGCAGACCUUGUAGAAACCAUUAGUGAAAAUAUUAUAAAAGAUGACAAAAAUGAAAUUAUCUUAGAAAAUACAGAUUCUAUGGAGACAGAUGAAAUUAUUCCUAUUUUGGAAAAGCUUGCACCCGCUGAAGAUGAACUUACUUGCUUUUCUAAAACUUCUCUCCUUCCAAUUGAUGAGACAAAUCCAGAUUUGGAAGAGAAGAUGGAAGGUUCUUUUGGUUCACCAUCUAAACAAGAAAGCAGUGAGAGUUUGCCAAAAGAAGCCUUUUUGGUCCUCUCUGAUGAAGAGGAUCUUUCUGGUGAAAAAGAUGAGUCUGAAGUUAUAUCACAAAAUGAAACAUGCUCUCCAGCAGAAGUAGAAACUAAUGAAAAGGACAGCAAACCUGAGGAAGAAGAGCAAGUAAUAAAUGAAGAUGAAAGACCUUCUGAGAAAAGUGAAUUUUCUAGAAGAAAACGUUCUAAAUCAGAGGACAUGGACAAUGUACAGUCUAAGCGUCGUCGAUACAUGGAAGAAGAAUAUGAAGCAGAAUUUCAAGUGAAGAUUACAGCUAAAGGAGAUAUUAAUCAGAAGCUACAAAAGGUUGUACAGUGGUUGCUGGAAGAAAAAUUGUGUGCGCUACAGUGUGCUGUAUUUGAUAAGACUUUGGCGGAAUUAAAAACACGAGUUGAAAAGAUUGAAUGUAACAAGAGGCAUAAAACAGUUAUUACUGAACUACAGGCCAAGAUAGCCAGGUUAACCAAACGCUUUGGAGCAGCCAAAGAAGAUCUUAAGAAAAGACAAGAAAAUCCACCAAACCCACCAGUAUCACCAGGAAAGUCUGUAGUUGACAUCAACAGCAAUAAUAACAAUGUGCCGUACAGAAAUGCAGGCACAGUGAGACAGAUGCUGGAGUCCAAAAGGAAUGUAAGUGAGAGUGCACCACCAUCCUUUCCAACCCCUGUGAAUACAGUUUCUUCAACCAGUCUUGUCACUCCUCCAACUGUUGUCAGUAGUCAACCUAAAUUGCAGACUCCAGUGACUUCUGGUUCUUUGACAGCAACAUCAGUUCUUCCUGCACCCAACACAGCUACAGUAGUUGCUACUACUCAGGUGCCUAGUGGAAAUCCCCAACCUACAAUCUCUUUACAACCUUUACCAGUGAUUUUGCACGUACCUGUUGCGGUAUCCUCCCAGCCUCAACUCCUACAGAGUCAUCCAGGGACUUUAGUGACUAAUCAACCAUCUGGCAACGUUGAGUUCAUUUCUGUACAAAGCCCACCUACAGUGAGUGGUCUUACCAAAAAUCCGGUAUCCUUGCCAGCCUUGCCAAACCCCACUAAACCAAACAAUGUUCCUUCCGUGGCCAGUCCCAGUAUUCAAAGGAACUCUCCUGCCAGUGCUGCACCAUUAGGGACAACGCUUGCUGUACAGGCUGUUCCAACAGCACACUCUAUUGUACAAGCCACAAGGACUUCUUUACCUACAGUAGGCCCAUCAGGACUCUAUAGUCCAUCAAAUAAUCGAGGUCCCAUACAGAUGAAAAUUCCAAUUUCUGCUUUUAGUACUUCAUCUCCUGCAGAACAGAGCACUACUACCCCAAGAAUUGAAAACCAGACAAACAAAACAAUAGAUGCUUCCGUUAAUAAGAAAGCAGCUGAUAGCACAUCACAGAGUGGAAAAGCCACAGGCAGUGAUUCGGGUGGUGUCAUUGAUCUCACAAUGGAUGAUGAAGAGAGUGGAGCUUCACAAGAACCUAAAAAGCUAAACCAUACUCCUGUGUCAACCAUGGGUUCUUCUCAACCUGUGUCUCGACCAUUGCAACCCAUCCAGCCAGCACCACCUCUUCAGCCAUCUGGGGUGCCAACAAGUGGACCAUCUCAGACAACCAUACAUUUACUACCUACAGCUCCAACCACCGUGAAUGUAACACAUCGUCCAGUAACUCAGGUGACCACAAGACUCCCUGUACCAAGAGCUCCUGCAAACCACCAAGUAGUUUAUACAACUCUCCCAGCACCACCAGCUCAGGCUCCCCUACGAGGAACGGUUAUGCAGGCUCCUGCUGUUCGGCAGGUCAAUCCCCAAAAUAGUGUCACAGUUCGAGUGCCUCAAGCAACUACAUAUGUUGUAAAUAAUGGACUAGCCCUGGGAUCAACAGGACCUCAGCUCACAGUGCAUCACCGACCACCACAAGUGCAUACUGAGCCCCCACGCCCUGUGCACCCAGCCCCCUUACCAGAAGCCCCACAGCCACAGCGUCUGCCCCCAGAAGCUGCCAGCACAUCUCUGCCUCAGAAGCCACACUUGAAGUUAGCACGAGUUCAGAGUCAAAAUGGCAUUGUACUAUCAUGGAGUGUCCUGGAGGUAGAUCGAAGCUGUGCCACUGUUGACAGCUACCAUCUCUAUGCUUACCAUGAGGAACCCAGUGCCACUGUGCCCUCACAGUGGAAAAAGAUUGGAGAAGUAAAGGCACUUCCCUUGCCCAUGGCAUGCACUCUCACCCAGUUUGUAUCUGGCAGCAAAUACUACUUUGCAGUACGAGCCAAGGAUAUUUAUGGACGUUUUGGACCUUUCUGUGAUCCUCAGUCAACAGAUGUGAUCUCUUCUUCCCAGAGCAGUUAAACCUUGGAGCCUUUAUCUCUUCCUCUUUCCAAGUUCCACUUUUUGGUCUUGUUUUAAUCUUGUGCAUGAUAUUCAUUGUAAAAUCCACAUUGUGCAAGAUUUCUUCGACAGAUGUGUAUAUACACUACAUUUGUUUAUAAUCAGAAGUAAAAUAAACAGCCCAUGAAGCAAGA